AUGGGUGGACACUCUAAGAAACACGGCAAGGGCGGCGGCGGUGGUGGCCGCAAUAAAGCGCCGGAGCUGCGAAAGAAACUCACCAAAGACCCGGGCGUGCCAGACCUGAAGAAAGUCGCCCAGAAGUUAACACGCACAGCACAGAAACGUAAUCACAGUGUUUUGAGUAUUCCCGCCCUGCGAGGGACAUCUAAUGUUCCUUCCAUAGUCUCCAAGGCACUCGCUAGGGAGUCUCUAACGCCUGAGCAAAGUGAAGAAGAACGAAGGGCAGCUGAACGACGAGCCAUGACCACACUUGCUAUUCAAUGUGCAGAGAAAGUACAUCACCACGAGACUCCACAACAAUGGAUGAAUGAGAUUAAUAAUAAUAAUAAUAGUAUUAAUGGAGAUGGUGGGGAUGAACGUCUUCAGGAAGAUGUAGAUCGUCGAGGUAUGGAUAAAUCGCUUCGUCGCUUUUAUAAAGAAUUUCAAAGAGUUGUGGAUAACAGUGAUGUACUUUUGCAAGUUGUGGAUGCUCGUGAUCCUAUGGGUUGUCGUUUAACACAACUAGAACGUACUAUCCGUUCUCAAUUUGGUGAUGAUAGAAAGAAAGUGGUUGUGGUUCUUAAUAAGGUAGAUCUUCUUCCUUCUAAAGAAGUUGUGGAUGCAUGGGUACAUUUCUUUGAAGAACAUGAAGGACUUCCAUGUAUUCCUUUUACCGCAACUGCAAAAGGAGCAAUGGGACAUGGUUAUGUUAGUAGCAUGUUUCGUCGUCUUCGUGCUUUGGCAUUAAAUGAAGAAACUGGGGCAAGAAAAGCUAUUGUGGUAGGUGUUAUUGGAUAUCCAAAUGUUGGAAAGAGUUCUGUCAUUAAUGCCUUAAAACGUAAACAUGUAGUUGGAGUUGGUAAUAUGCCUGGAUUUACAACUGGUAAUACGGAGGUGGAAUUACGUUCAGAUAUACGUGUAAUGGAUUGUCCUGGUGUUGUUUCUCCUGGUGAAGAUAAUGGCGAUGUGGUCCUUCGCAAUGCUGUAAAGGUUAGUGAUUUAUCCAAUCCUUUCACACCUGUGCAACGAUUACUACAGCGGUGUACACAGGUGGAUACGGAUGAUGAAUAUGGAAAACAACUUCUCUCUUCCGGAGCCCAUCCACUCGCUCUUUUUUAUAAUAUUGGUUCCUUUGAUCCGAAUGAUACGAUGGCCUUUAUUCGACUUGUUGGUCAACGCCGUGGACGUUUACGGCAGGGCGGCGCUGUGGAUGAAGAAGGCACCGCCCGAAUGAUCCUGCAGGAUUGGAAUGAUGGGCGGAUUACAUACUACACCCUUCCACCUACAUCAGACUUACUCGGACGAACUGCAAUGACUACAAUGGCAGAGGAGGAUGAAAUGAAUGGGGCAGCAAAUGCGGAAAAUGGAUUUUCAUGCGGGCCGCAACUCGUUACUUCUGUUACACAUGGUUUACAGUGGGAAGGACUUCCAACAUUUCAUCUCUCAUGGCUCAAAAAAGGGUAG
This is a messenger RNA of Trypanosoma theileri, 1488 nucleotides long. Its product is annotated as GTPase protein. Lineage: Eukaryota; Euglenozoa; Kinetoplastea; Trypanosomatida; Trypanosomatidae. Gene Ontology annotation, cellular component: nucleolus. The transcript has a single exon. The coding region runs from base 1 to 1488 and encodes 495 amino acids. Gene Ontology annotation, molecular function: GTP binding. The record is from RefSeq and is a predicted model, not a curated record.